Messenger RNA from Hibiscus syriacus, 1185 nucleotides. RefSeq lists its product as uncharacterized. The coding region runs from base 196 to 1083 and encodes 295 amino acids. The record is from RefSeq and is a predicted model, not a curated record. NCBI's taxonomy places the organism in Eukaryota, Viridiplantae, Streptophyta, Magnoliopsida, Malvales, Malvaceae. Gene Ontology annotation, cellular component: chloroplast. The transcript has 4 exons.
UCCCUUCUGUUGUAACCGGUCUUGUGACAAAAUUAACUGAUGAUCAGAAGUAUGGAAUGAUUGAAGCAAUUUCUCAUCUUAUUCACCGUGACUAUGCAGAAAUAGUUAAAGAUUUUGUUAAACUUGAUUUUAUUCCUGAGGGGGAUAAUUUAGAACCAAUCUUGCCCGUUCUGGCAAAGGUUUUUGAUCAAGCACAUGAGGGCGGGGGGUGCGAAAAACAUUAACUUUCAGGACCUGGCAGCUGAUUUGGCGCAAAUAACAUUUGAUUAUCCUUUUAGGAUACCUCCUUAUUUCGCUCUUAUAAUUAGGGCAAUAGGGGUGUUGGAAGGAAUAGCUUUAGUGGGGAAUCCUGAUUUCGCUAUUGUGGAUGAGGCCUAUCCCUAUCUUGCACAGAGACUGCUCACCGAUGAAUCCCCGCGACUGAGGAAUGCUUUGCGUUACACAAUAUACGGGAAAUCCAGUGUUUUUGAUGCUGAAAGUUUCAUUGAUGUCAUGCAAGCCUUUGAGAAUUUCAUAACUGCAGCAAAAAGUGGAGGUGGUGAAAAUAUGAAUGGAGAUAUGGCCGAACUGGGUCUUCUACAAAAUAAUGCAGUUAUUACCUUCCCUAGAUUUCUACCAAGUGGAUCUCAAUCAAAGAAUCCUCCUCAAACCAGAGCAGCCUUAGCAUUUCUUCUGUCCGAGAAGGGGAACUUUUUCCGGGAAUUUCUUCUGGAUGAGAUUGUGAAGGUCAUUGACGCACUUACUAGGGAACAGUUAGUACAACUACUGUCAGUGUUGGGAGUAAGAAAUGCUGCGCCAGUGUUUAGCUUGGUUCCGACAGUCGGACCCUUCAAGCCGGCAGGACUUUUGCCUUCAAUUACCGAGGAAGAUAGAAUCAUAUUAAGCAAUGUCCAAAAGAUUCUUGAGUUCUUAACAGCAGGAAGUUCAAUAUCAAGGACGUCAACUCAGGGUGUAAAUGUUGCUAACGCUAUCCGGGAACUGCUUCCGGUGCUGCCGGGCAUGUCCGUCAGGGUUCUUCUUGAUGUUAUUAGCCGGUUAUCGUCUCGGGUAUUAGCACGCUUAAUCCGGGAUACAGUUUUGUAAGCAUUUUCAACAUAACCUCAACUACUUUCUUCAAUUGUGUAUAUGUUUGUAUAGCGAUGUUUGAUGUAUUGAUAUUAUAUAAAAAAAAUGCAAUAUAAUUUA